AUGACCGAAAGCCCUAUUCGUCGCUUGAACGGCAUGAAAGCCUCAGCUCUCCCCCAACGUCGCACAGUCGCCCACUUUCUCCCCGACAAUCCAGUGAACGGUGUCUCUGUUCAUCCCAGGGGCGAGAACGGAGUGGAUGACAGCUCCGAUAGUGCCUCCACAGGAUCGCAAAUGAAUGGCAUUGAGGAACCAAAACGGCCUACCAUGUCUCGCAAGGCUUCAUCGCCUAUGGCGCCCACAUUCAUGGUGUCCGCGCCGGGCAAGGUCAUCGUGUUUGGCGAGCACGCCGUGGUCCAUGGCAAGGCUGCCAUGGCAGCAGCCAUUUCCCUUCGUUCCUAUCUACUCGUCACCACCCUCUCCAAAUCGCAGCGCACAAUCACCUUGAAUUUCCGCGAUCUAGGUCUCAACCAUACUCUCGUCACGGAUCUCGACCCCGAACUUGUCGAAUCGCUCGAGCCACACCUCCAGGGUGUCUCCAAGGGUCACCCAGACCGCAAAACCCAUAUCCGCUCCGCCUCCGCCUUCCUCUACCUCUUCCUCUCCCUAGGCUCCCCCCAAAGCCCAGGCGCCAUCUACACCCUCCGAUCCACCAUCCCAAUUGGAGCUGGCCUAGGCAGCAGUGCCAGUGUCUGCGUGUGUCUCAGUUCCGCGCUGCUUCUCCAGAUCCGCACCCUCGCCGGCCCCCACCCAGACCAACCGCCUGAAGAAGCAGAGACCCAGAUCGAGCGGAUCAACCGCUGGGCUUUUGUCGGAGAGCUUUGCAUUCAUGGCAACCCCAGCGGGGUGGAUAACACGGUGGCCGCAGGCGGCAAGGCCGUGAUUUUCCGUCGCUACGAUUACACGAAGCCCCCGACUGUUCUGCCGCUGCCCACAUUUCCCGAGCUGCCCCUCCUCCUUGUUGAUACCCGGCAAGCGCGUUCCACAAAGACGGAAGUCGACAAGGUCGGCAACUUGAAAUCGGCCCAUCCCAUUGUGACGGAGUCUAUCCUCGACGCCAUUGAUCAGGUGACUUGCUCGGCCCAACGCUUGAUCGAGGAUCCCAACUUCGAGGGUAUCUCUGAGGAGACACUCGCCCACUUUGGUACCUUAAUUCGCAUUAAUCACGGCUUCCUCGUCUCUCUUGGUGUCUCCCACCCCCGUCUCGAGCGGAUUCGUGAACUCGUCGAUUACGCCGACAUUGGCUGGACGAAGUUGACCGGUGCAGGUGGAGGUGGAUGUGCCAUCACACUUCUCCGCCCCGAGGCCAAGGCCGAAGUCAGACAACAGCUCGAAGACAACUUCGCCAACGAGGGCUUCGACAAGUACGAAGUUACUCUGGGUGGCGACGGCGUGGGCGUCCUCUACCCAGCCGUCUUACGCAACGGCACAGACGAAGAGGGCGGCGAGGAGAUUGAUCAGCAAAAGUUCGAACAAGCUGUAGGUGUCGAGGGCAUCAAACGUCUCGUCGGAGUUGGUGAGGGAUGGAAGUACUGGCAGCGGGCUACUGCUCACUAA
This is a messenger RNA of Penicillium canescens, 1494 nucleotides long. It is a transcript of the gene erg12, whose product is annotated as mevalonate kinase. The coding region runs from base 1 to 1494 and encodes 497 amino acids. The transcript has 2 exons. Gene Ontology annotation, molecular function: mevalonate kinase activity; ATP binding. Lineage: Eukaryota; Fungi; Ascomycota; Eurotiomycetes; Eurotiales; Aspergillaceae. Gene Ontology annotation, cellular component: cytoplasm. Gene Ontology annotation, biological process: ergosterol biosynthetic process; isoprenoid biosynthetic process. The record is from RefSeq and is a predicted model, not a curated record.